This is a messenger RNA of Guyanagaster necrorhizus, 708 nucleotides long. RefSeq lists its product as uncharacterized. The transcript has 8 exons. NCBI's taxonomy places the organism in Eukaryota, Fungi, Basidiomycota, Agaricomycetes, Agaricales, Physalacriaceae. Bases 1 to 708 code for a protein of 235 amino acids. The record is from RefSeq and is a predicted model, not a curated record.
AUGUUGUACAUCGUCGGUUUUCGCAGCCUUGACCAUAUUCUUGCCGUGGAGCUGCUCCAAAUCAUAUCCGGUCGUAGAACAGGGUCCACAGCAAAGAGGCUCCAUGCUCCGGCAAACGCAUUGGUGACUUUGUCUAGAUUCGGGGCUCCUGGUGAUAGCGCGGAUAGUGAAGGUCCCGGGAUCCCUAAGGGAGAUAUAACCACUACUCCUUACCUGAAAAUGAAGCCAUCGGUACUCAUAUCAAUGGUGUUCCGGAGGCGGGAACCAGAAACAUGCAUGGUCGAGCAGCGCAAAGACUCUGAAAAGAAAUCCCUACUGCAUCUUUGUGCCUGUGUAGUAAAGAUAAAUAUGGAGUGCCGGACAGGUUAUGGACAGAAAAAAAAAGAGACCUUCGGCAACUUUCAACUUGCUUGGCCUUCUGCUCUUGAUAUCCUCCGAUACGGAUGGGCGUCGAUUCGAACACUGAGCGCUGGCUCAUCGAAGCCUUCAGUGAGGACCAGGCACGAGAUCAACGCGCCGCGUAGAAACGCAAGAGAACACAAGCCUAGAAGUGGGAAGACAGGCGUACGUGUGAACUGUGUUCGGCCUUUGAUCGUUAAUGCUGGUCCCAAGUUGCUGCUGUUGCGGGGCAUUUGUCGUGAGCGUACACAUCGGAGGCACAAGCACAGUCGGGAGGGCAGUGGGCCGCAUAAGCUGAGAGAACCAUAA